AUAUUUUUUUGUAGUUUGGUUUGUCUGUGUACGGGGCACUUUGCUCACAUGAAACGUUCCUGCUAAAUUAUUCGAAUGACUGACCAAUGCGAUACGCCGACUCCUCACGCUGGUCGCCGGCUGACAACAAAAACUCGACUCGAGUUCGAUUUCCGAAUCGAACAUUCAAACAGCGUUUUUAAUUCAUUAUUUGUGGUAGGUUGUAAAGAAAAAUGAGCAAUUCCGUUUUUAUACUCGACAACGGGGCCAACACGGCAAAGGUCGGUUUAGCCAAUGAAACACCCAAAUUAGUUCCGAACUGUAUAAUGAAAGCGAAGAGCGAACGUCGCAGACCUUUCGUAGGGAAUCAAAUCGAGGAGUGCAGGGACGCUUCCGGAUUGUUUUAUCUUUUACCGUUUCAGAAAGGUUAUCUGGUGAAUUGGGACGUUCAGAAAACAGUGUGGGAUUACAUAUUUUCGAAAGAGUCUUGCUCGGUUAAUUUGAGCCAGUCAUCCGUGAUCGUGACUGAACCUCUGUUCAACUUUCCGAGUAUUCAGGAAGCGAUGACGGAGAUCUUCUUCGAGGAAUAUGAAUGUCACAGUCUGCUGGCGAUGAACGCGACAAGUCUGUCGUGUUACAAUUACAGAGCGGAACAUCCUACCGCGAAAUGUUGCAUAGUGGUGGACAGUGGUUACAGUUUUACUCACAUUGUACCUUAUGUUAACGACGUGAAAGUUAAAGAAGGUAUACGAAGGAUAGAUGUGGGUGGUAAGCUUCUUACGAAUCAUCUAAAGGAGAUAAUAUCUUACCGCCAGUUGCACGUCAUGGACGAGACUUACGUUAUAAAUCAAGUCAAGGAGGACAGCUGUUUCGUGUCUCAAGACUUCUUCAAAGACAUGGAACGAGCCAAGUGCAAGUUGGACAAUAACACCAUUGUCAAGGAUUACGUUUUGCCAGAUUACACGACGUUGCGACGCGGCUAUCUGAAAGAUCCGGAACCGUCCAACGAGCAGCAAACGUUGCGCCUGUGCAACGAGAGAUUUGCAAUACCGGAAAUAUUGUUUCACCCGUCGGAUGUCGGCAUCCGACAAAUGGGCAUACCCGAGACUAUCUUAGAUUCCAUAAAGUCGUGCAGCGAGGAAAUGUGGCCGCAUUUUCUGUCCAAUAUUAUUCUCACCGGUGGCAAUGCGAAGUUUCCGGGUUUCAAAGACAGAAUUUACAAAGAAGUUAGAAGUUUGGCUCCGACGGAAUACGCCAUAAAUGUUCACUUACCACAAAAUCCCAUUACCUAUGCAUGGCACGGUGGAAAACAACUUUCACAAGACGCGACGUUCUCCAAUUUGUUGAUAAAAAGAGAAGAAUACGAAGAAGAAGGACCAUCCAUAUGCUUUGAAAAGUUUGACGUAUAAUUCUUCAAUUUUUUUAACAGUGC
This is a messenger RNA of Pseudomyrmex gracilis, 1411 nucleotides long. RefSeq names its product actin-related protein 6 (gene Arp6). Bases 213 to 1388 code for a protein of 391 amino acids. The transcript has 3 exons. The record is from RefSeq and is a predicted model, not a curated record. Lineage: Eukaryota; Metazoa; Arthropoda; Insecta; Hymenoptera; Formicidae. Gene Ontology annotation, molecular function: nucleosome binding. Gene Ontology annotation, cellular component: Swr1 complex.